Gorilla gorilla gorilla (western lowland gorilla) is the source of this 612-nucleotide messenger RNA. Its product is annotated as ubiquitin-conjugating enzyme E2 variant 1-like. The transcript has a single exon. NCBI's taxonomy places the organism in Eukaryota, Metazoa, Chordata, Mammalia, Primates, Hominidae. Bases 1 to 612 code for a protein of 203 amino acids. The record is from RefSeq and is a predicted model, not a curated record.
AUGGCAGCCACCACGGGCUCGGGAGUAAAAGUCCCUCGCAAUUUCCGACUGUUGGAAGAACUCGAAGAAGGCCAGAAAGGAGUAGGAGAUGGCACAGUUAGCUGGGGUCUAGAAGACGAUGAAGACAUGACACUUACAAGAUGGACAGGGAUGAUAAUUGGGCCUCCAAGAACAAUUUAUGAAAAUCGAAUAUACAGCCUUAAAAUAGAAUGUGGACCUAAAUACCCAGAAGCACCCCCCUUUGUAAGAUUUGUAACAAAAAUUAAUAUGAAUGGAGUAAAUAGUUCUAAUGGAGUGGUGGACCCAAGAGCCAUAUCAGUGCUAGCAAAAUGGCAGAAUUCAUACAGCAUCAAAGUUGUCCUGCAAGAGCUUCAGCGCCUAAUGAUGUCUAAAGAAAAUAUGAAACUCCCUCAGCAGCCCGAAGGACAGUUACAGCAACUAAUCAAAAAAAAAAAAAAAAAAAGCCACAGGCCCUUCCCCUUCCCCCCCAUUCGAUUUAAUCAGUCUUCAUUUUCCACAGUAGUAAAUUUUCUAGAUACGUCUUGUAGACCUCAAAGUACUGGAAAGGAAGCUCCCAUUCAAAGGAAAUUUAUCUUAAGAUACUGUAAAUGA